UGGCUUUUACAACCCACCACAGAUCAAAACCAAAGCCACCUUGCUUUUGUUGUUGGUCUAUACAAAGAAAACACUUAAAAGAAGAAAUCAAAAGUUGUGAGCAUGAAGAAGCUUUCUUUUCAUGUGUGGCUUUGCUCAAUUUUUUGUGCCUUUCUGAUGAUUUCAAGAGUUGCAAUUUCUCAAGAAGUUGAAGAUGAGACAGAAUUUGAUUAUAAUGAAGAAGGAGAGAAAGGACCUACACAUUGGGGAGAUCUUAAACCAGAAUGGCAUAGUUGUAAGACGGGACACAUGCAAUCUCCUAUCGAUCUGUUGCAUGAGAGAGUUCGAAUUGCAUCCCUUUUCACAAACAUCGAGUUUAACUACAAGCCAACUAAUGCAACUCUUAAAAACAGAGGUCAUGAUAUUAUGUUAAAAUUGGGCCAUGGAGCUGGUUAUAUGGUAAUGAAUAGAACUCGAUAUUUUCUUCAACAAAUUCAUUGGCAUUCACCAUCAGAACACACUAUCAAUGGAAGAAGAUUUGCUUUAGAAGCCCAUUUGGUGCACCAAAGCCAAAAUGGAAAUUAUGCUGUUAUUGGAGUUGUUUAUAACAUUGGACGACGACCCGACUAUCUUUUAUCCAAGAUGAAGGAAAAUUUGGAAGAGAUUUCGGAUACAUGUGAAGAGAAAGCAUUAGAUGUGAUUGAUCUAUCAAUGUUGAAGAUGCAAAGCAGUCUAUAUUAUAGAUAUAUUGGGUCCCUAACAACUCCUCCAUGUUCUCAAAAUGUACUUUGGACUAUUGUUAGGAAGGUUAGGACUGUCACAACCGAACAAGUCAAGUUGUUACGCGUGGCUUCUCAUGAUGACUCUAACACCAAUGCUCGUCCUUUACAACCUAUUAAUGAUCGAAAGAUUCAACUUCGCAUCCAAUCAACCAUAUUUUGAAGAUAAUCAAUGUAAUGGACAAAUAUUUAUUCUAUAGUUUUCUUUUGUAAUACAUAGGGUAGUGCCUAUCGCACCAUAUUUUUAUUUUACACUUAUUACAUGUUGUCAGAAUUAUUAUCAUAUCUUGGUAAUAAAAAACAUUUUUGUUGUAUCGAGUAUUAGAUCUAAAAUAUCAAAGCGGACUUAGUUCUACGGUAA
Cucumis sativus (cucumber) is the source of this 1119-nucleotide messenger RNA. RefSeq names its product alpha carbonic anhydrase 7. The record is from RefSeq and is a predicted model, not a curated record. NCBI's taxonomy places the organism in Eukaryota, Viridiplantae, Streptophyta, Magnoliopsida, Cucurbitales, Cucurbitaceae. The transcript is spliced from 6 exons. Gene Ontology annotation, molecular function: zinc ion binding; carbonate dehydratase activity. The coding region runs from base 103 to 921 and encodes 272 amino acids.